AAUGGGAGGUCAACAAGGCAUGAUGCCGGGAAGGCCAGGUCAACAAGGCAUGAUGCCAGGAAUGGGAGGUCAACAAGGCAUGAUGCCAGGAAUGGGGGGUCAACAAGGCAUGAUGCCAGGAAUGGGAGGUCAACAAGGCAUGAUACCAGGUAUGAUGCCAGGAAUGAGAGGUCAGCAAGGCAUGGUGCCGGGAAUGGGGGGUCAACAAGGCAUGAUACCUGGAAUCGGAGGUCAACAAGGCAUGAUGCCAGGAAUGGGGGGCCAACAAAGCAUGAUGCCAGGAAUGGGAGGCCAACAAAGCAUGAUGCCCGGAAUGGGAGGCCAACAAAGCAUGAUGCCAGGAAUGGGAGGUCAACAAGUCAUGAUGCCAGGAAUGGGAGGUCAGCAGGGAAUUAG
Lottia gigantea (owl limpet) is the source of this 396-nucleotide messenger RNA. RefSeq lists its product as hypothetical. The record is from RefSeq and is a predicted model, not a curated record. The transcript has a single exon. Lineage: Eukaryota; Metazoa; Mollusca; Gastropoda; Lottiidae. The annotation marks the transcript as partial.